Messenger RNA from Callorhinchus milii (elephant shark), 1126 nucleotides. Its product is annotated as zinc-binding protein A33-like. Gene Ontology annotation, molecular function: protein binding. The coding region runs from base 156 to 1022 and encodes 288 amino acids. The transcript is spliced from 7 exons. Lineage: Eukaryota; Metazoa; Chordata; Chondrichthyes; Chimaeriformes; Callorhinchidae. The record is from RefSeq and is a predicted model, not a curated record.
GAGAGAGGAAGGAUCAAGUGAAGUCCUCCAUAGCUUCUCUCACACAGAGGAAGGAAACUGCUCUACAAACUGAAGCCAAACAGAGAGAAAAGAUUUCACAAGUUAAGGAACAGGUGAAGAGUGUGCAGACUCACGUCAAGGCUGAGUUUGCUAAAAUGUACCAGAGUCUGACUGACAGAGAGCAGCGAGUGAUGGGGGAUCUCAGACAGCGAGAGGAGGAGAUUCUAAAGCGAAUGGAGACAACUCUGCGAGAGAUUCGGGGAAAGUUAGAGUCUGUGGAGCAAGAACUCUCCGAGUUACAGACACAGAUGGGGAAAGACGCUCCCACCUUCCUGCAGGAGGAAUCUGCUGCCAACAGAAGGGUCAGUGACGAGGGGUUUGAUCUGUCAGUGUGUGAGGCUCAGCUGCCGGUGGCCAAGUACCAGUGGCCUUUGAACAACACCGUCUGGAGAGAGAUUAUAGACAGCGUCAGUCCAGCUCCGGUCUCUCUGACUCUGGAUCCCGACACCGCCCAUCCCGACCUCAUCCUAUCUGAGGACCUGACCAGCGUGAGGACCGGAGACACACGGCAGCAGCUCCCGGACGGUCCCAAGAGGUUUAGUAAAUAUCCCAUAGUCCUGGGGUCUGAGGGCUUCACAUCGGGGAGACAUUACUGGGAGGUGCAGGUGGGCAACAAGACAGAGUGGGCAGUGGGAUUGGCCCGAGAGUCCGUCAACAGGAAAGGAUGGAUCACAUGGUCACCAGGGAACGGAAUCUGGGUUUUGUGGCUGAGAAACGGGGAUGAAUAUGAAGCUCUGACCUCUCCCCCCACUGUCCUGUCCCUGAGGGACAGACCCGGGAAGGUGGGAGUGUUCCUGGACUAUGAGGGGGGAGAGGUGACCUUUUACAACGCCGACAACAUGUCUCAUCUCCACACUUUCACCGACACUUUCACUGAGAAGCUUUAUCCUCUCUUCGAUCCCGGUUGGAGUGACGGCGGCAAAAACGGUGACCCUCUGAGGAUCUGUCGGGUGACGGAUUGAUGAGGAGGGAACCCUCAGCCGUGACCUGUGUUUGGCGGUGAUGGCCACGAGGCUGAACCUUCAUAGUCUGUGUCGCUGUACAAUAAAGAUUGUGGUUUAUAUCA